UGAGACGCUGAGAGGAAGCGGAAGAGGGAGAAGGGGGGGAAUGUGUGUGUGUUUGUGAGUGUGUGUGUGUGUGUUGGGAGAGUGUGUGUGAGCUGCUGCAUCGCUGAGCUACAGAGACCGGAGGCGAGGAGAGCUGGAGCGUUUGUCCUUGAGACUGACUGACUGACUGACUGCAGCUGUAGAGCGGAGGACCAGCCGUCCAGCCAGUGGAUGAAACUGACAACAUCUGGGCAGGAUGUCAGUGAGGGGCUUGGACCCCACCUGUCCCUCCACUAUAAAGCGUGAGCCCUCCAGCCCCAGCCCCAGCUCUCAGGGCGAUGUCAGCCCGGCUCAGCCUAGUCCUGGAAGCACUUCCUCGGACACAAACUCCAGCUACGGGCCCCCGAAAGGCCACAUUCACAGCAAUGGGCUGGACUCGCCAAGCCUCUAUGGUCACACAGCGGGACUGGUCAACAAUGGAGAAGCUAACAGGAGGUUUGUGGAGGAAGAAAGCCAAGUGAAGUGUGAAUUCAUGCUGGGCUCGGUGGCCAAGCGUGUGUGUCUGGUGUGCGGUGAUGUUGCCUCGGGCUACCACUACGGUGUGGCCUCCUGUGAAGCCUGCAAGGCCUUCUUCAAGAGGACCAUCCAGGGUAACAUUGAAUACAGCUGCCCAGCGUCCAAUGAAUGUGAAAUCACCAAGAGGAGAAGGAAAUCCUGCCAGGCCUGUCGAUUUGUGAAAUGUCUGUCUGUGGGCAUGUUGAGAGAAGGUGUGCGUCUGGACCGGGUUCGAGGCGGCAGACAGAAGUACAAGAGGAGAAUAGACGCUGAGAACAGCCCGUAUCUGCACCCACAGAACACCUUGCCCCAGAAAAAAACAUUCAUUGUUGGUGGCGCGAUAGAGAACAAGGUGGUGUCUCUGCUGCUGGUGGCCGAGCCAGAGGGCAUCUUCGCCAUGCCGGACCCCACCGUACCCGAGAGCGACAUCAAGGCUCUGACCACGCUGUGUGACCUGGCUGACCGAGAGCUGGUGGUCAACAUCGGCUGGGCCAAACACAUCCCAGGCUUCCCCUCCCUCUCUCUGGCCGACCAGAUGAGUCUGCUGCAGAGCGGCUGGAUGGAGAUUUUGAUCCUGCGGGUGGUGUUCCGCUCGCUGGUCCUGGAGGACAAGCUGGUGUACGCUGAGGACUACAUCAUGGACGAGGAGCAGUCGAAGCUGGCCGGGCUGCUCGACCUCAACAAUGCCAUCCUGCAGCUGGUGAAGAAGUAUAAAGCCAUGGGGCUGGAAAAGGAGGAGUUUGUGGUUCUCAAGGCUAUCGCGCUUGCUAACUCAGACUCGAUGCAAAUCGAGGACUCAGAGGCCGUUCAGAGACUCCAGGAUGUCCUUCACGGGGCCCUACAGGACUACGAGGCCACCCACCACCCAGAGGACCCUCGGCGGGCCGGCAAACUGAUCAUGACCCUCCCUCUCCUCCGUCAGACGGCUGCUCGUGCUGUCCAGCACUUCUGCAGCAUCAAACAGGACGGCCGCGUGCCAAUGCACAAACUGUUCCUCGAACUGCUGGAGGCCAAAGCUUGACCCCAACACAGACAGCCAUCAGGUUCGUCCUGACCCCCAACGCAGGCGGUCAGGAGGACAGGAAGUGAAGGAUAACGGGUAAUGGUGGGGUUUGACACCAUGUAUUUGUCCAUUUCAGCUUUGACAAUAAGGUUUUGAAUCUGCAGUCGCCGGGGAGCGUGUUCUAGAGGCAAGCAGUGGAACAUUUUAGAGCAACACCCUUCCUACUCUAAAUGACAGUUUGAACGGAGCAGUUUAAUUUGCAUUGAGCGUCUUCUCAACGAUGAGGACACUGUCAUCUUUGCUUUUGGUGACACUAAUUUAAGCGUGUUGACCUGCUUCCAAAGGUCGAAGGCAGAUGGACAAACAGCAUAAACACAGAAGAAAUCGCCUUCUAGACAUAUUAACAGUAACAUGCCAAAUGUAGAGCUUCUUUUGUCAAAGACCACCUGAUACUUGAAGAUCCUCAUGGAUUAUUUUUGAUCCAUCUUGAAGCCUGUUAAUCUGCAAUCUAGUGCAUUUAGGGAGCCUUUUGAUGAUUUGAUUUUGUUCGUCCUUUUUGUAUAGAAAAGGUAAAUGUGUCCUAAGAGGUAAGUCUUGCCAAAGAGUAAAGACUCGUACUAUUAAUACCAGCAUAUGUCCACAGUAAUAUAAUGUGGCCUGUAAGUCAUUCACAUAAACCUGCAUCCCUGCUGUGUUGUGUAUCGCAAAAGUAUCUAUCUACACUACAUCCAUAUAUAAGUAAUUAAAGGGACGCUAUUAAGUGGUCUGCAUCUCAUAAAUCUAUAACUGGCCUGAUUUUAGUAGAACAUUUCAGGGAAAGAGUACUUAAUGAUACAUUAAUACAAAUGUGUGACAGCAAAGUGAUAUUUAUUUAAAAGUGGCUCUGUUCAUUUGCUGUUUUUUAUUUACUAAUGUGGCAUUAAUGAAGAGUAGGUUAAAGCAAUUACAGUGGAUAAUAAUUUUUUAAAAAGAUUUUUAAACGAUAUCAUUGUAAGAUAAUUUUUUACUAGCUUCUCUGCUACAGCACUGAUACCUAUAUAAACCAUAUUGUGAAAAUUCAAGGCAACAUGAUUAUAAUUGGACUUGAAAAUCAUAAUGUUGUAGAGUUGUUGUAGACCCGUAGAUAUAACUUUAACUAUGUAAAAUGGCUGCCAUACUGUAUAAUCUGGAUUAGGGAGGCAUUUGAUGUCCUUUCAAUGGUAGAAGUCUAUGUGUAGGAUGAAAUUUGUGCACUACUUUUUCUUUUAGCCAUAAAGUUUGGGGAAACGGGUGAUGGCGCUCUGUUUAUCUGUUAGUGUGUUUUGUGUGAAGAGUAGUUAUAUCUAAAAAUUUGUCUUUUUUUUUGCACACGUUAAAUGAAGGGGUGAAAUCAGAAGGAAUCUCAGUACAAUGAAUAAAAGUCUUGCUCCUUAUUUUACUCAAGGUACUGUGACGCUAUAAUGUGCAUAUUUUUGUGACAAGAUGACGGCAGCAAUAUGCCGGUUUAAAUGUAUGUACUGUACGUUUUGCUGUAUAUACGUCAUGUCUUAUGCCAACAGAGAUGUUUUAAGAUGCAAAUAAGCAUUGUUUGGAUGAGCUGUGCCGUGCUAUUUCAUUCUCAGGUGGAUUCUUGGGCAAUAAAGAUGAUCCCCUUAAUGCAAAGCUCA
This is a messenger RNA of Epinephelus lanceolatus (giant grouper), 3183 nucleotides long. Its product is annotated as estrogen-related receptor gamma-like. Gene Ontology annotation, biological process: regulation of DNA-templated transcription. The record is from RefSeq and is a predicted model, not a curated record. Gene Ontology annotation, cellular component: nucleus. Gene Ontology annotation, molecular function: zinc ion binding; nuclear steroid receptor activity; sequence-specific DNA binding. Lineage: Eukaryota; Metazoa; Chordata; Actinopteri; Perciformes; Serranidae.